Molecule: messenger RNA, 6680 nt
Organism: Pseudomyrmex gracilis
Lineage: Eukaryota; Metazoa; Arthropoda; Insecta; Hymenoptera; Formicidae
Gene: thw
Product: mucin-5AC
Exons: 8
Coding region: 409-5559 (1716 amino acids)
Cellular component (GO): extracellular region
Molecular function (GO): chitin binding
Source: RefSeq, a predicted model, not a curated record
UCCCUCGACGACGAGCGAGUCCGCUCUCUCCAAGUUCCUCUCGACGGCUUCUCGACUCGGAGACUUCUUCGGAGACUUCUUUCUUAUCUUCUUUCUUCGUUUCCUUCUCUUAUUUUUGUUUAUUUAUUUUUUUUAAAUUGUUCUCUUCGCCGCCGAUCGUUCGUUUGCCUACACGGGAUCAGGCGCGCCGUUCGCGCGCGUGCGACGUUUUUUGUUUUCACCACCUUCUUCGAUUGCCGCGGGGGACUCCGAUAUCGGCGUCCCGGAGCCGGCCGCGUGUGUGAUCCGCGGGAGAGAGAUUUAGACGAGGUCCGAGAAUCCAGGGAUAGUGGAUCACCGCCGAACACUUUGAUUCACGAGGCUCGAGAGAGAGAGUAUUAGAGUCGUGACUGACGGUCCGCGCCAACCAUGUUACGCCUCGUGAUCUGUCUGUUUCUAUAUAUCGCCGCUUCUUACACGCCCGGUCACUGCGAGGCAGGGGCAUCGCGAGAUGUCGAGCGACCGAGACUACCAGAGUUCCUCACGGAAUUGGACUUGUCGAGUCUCGAGGCAUCCGAGGAAGACGUCGAAGCGCUCAAGAAAAUCGUGAAAAGGCUGGCACCGGAGAAAAACGGCGAGUACCAAGUUUACCAAGUCUUCUUCGGUAACGAGGACCUUCUCAAGGAGUGGCUCAAAGGAGCGGGCGUGACAGGACAGCCCGGGGUGGAUUAUCCGGCCCUCACAUCGAUUCCGGCCACUUCAUUCAGCUGUCGCGGUCUGAGAGGUGGAUAUUACGCGGAUUUAGAGACAAAUUGCCAAGUAUUUCACAUUUGCGACAAUGGCCGCAAGAUCUCGUUCCUGUGUCCCAACGGCACCAUCUUUCAGCAGUCGCAGCUUAUAUGCGAUUGGUGGUUCAAAGUUGACUGCUGCAAGUCGACGGAGUUGUACGAGCAAAGCGCGGAGCAACUUGCCGAGGAGGAAAAGAAACGCGCGGAAGCGCGCAAGAUGCAGUCCGAGUAUCAUCGUACGGCGGAGCAGGAUAAUAACGCGAACUAUUACGAGAGUCAGAACAACGAUUACGACGGAAGACAGAACGGCCGAACUAAUCCGUAUGGCCAGUCCGCCAGUCAAAAUCAAAUUCCGGAUCGACAAGAGGAGCCGAAGUCCUCCACUCAGCAGUUCGGAUCGAAUAACGUUUUCGACAAUGCUCGGGAUUCCGUUCGUCACUCCCAGGAGAACAAUGCGAACGCGUUGCGAACCAGUGACAAAACGAUUCAGACAACUGACAACAACAAACAACGACAAUAUCACCACGACGGAUCGAAUUAUCAGGCCGUGAGCAGGCAGAGAAAUCAGUUGGUGGACACGCAGAGCACCAGUAAGUUCACGUACGAGCACGGAAAGUUCCAGGACACUCGGCAGAACUAUCAACAGACUCAUUUCCGAUCGAGUCAGAACACGUCGUCGCGCAACAACAACAACGAGAAGCCGGAACUCAGAAACACCAAGUCGCGAACCUCGUCGCGAAACAAUCUUUUUGGUAGCAAUCAGUCGGUGGGCCAGAAAGCUACGCCAACUUAUAUGGAAACGACGACCUUCAGAACCACAACUUCCGCGCCUCCGAAAGAGUAUCAACAGUUCGCGGAGAGCGCUGCGUUCGUGUCGAAUCGAGGAAAUCGUUUCAAUGCGGGUAAAUUUGACGGCGCGCGACAAUUCUAUUAUCACUCGUACGAUCACCGAGAACACUCGACAACAGCGGAUUACAACAGUCGCGAGUCGACUACCCUGACACCGGAGAAGAGCGAGACCGAAACGGUGUCUUUCACGCCAAAAACGGGCGCUCCGUCGUUCCCCGGGCCUACGUUCUCUCCCAUCUACAAGCCCAGGACGACGACGCUGCCGCCUUACGAAACGACGUUGCAGUACACACCGACCACCGAAACGUCAUUCUACAGUACGUCUUAUUACAGACAAGACGAUGUUCCGGAAACCACGUAUACCAAUGCCGCCGACACCACAACCGUGACGUCGUCUUCCGCUGAGGACUAUACAACCACCACCGAGUUCUUUGCCGCGCACAGCGAUUUCCACACUCCUCCCGCGAUAGGAAGAGUACCUCCAGCACCCACGAAUUAUCAGCAAUAUCUCGAUAAGAAGGUGACCGAUCAGAGAGACGUCAAUCGAGAUAUCGGGUCUUUUGCGACCACACGUCCUUACGUAAACACCGAGAAUUAUCGGCACAAUACGGCCAACACGACGUCGACCAUCCGCCAAGACACGUUCUCUUCAUCGACGCCCUUCUUCGAGGACUCUCGCAGCCAAUCGGUUGCCGGUCAAAGUAGUUCGACUCGUGCUAGUUAUCAGAAAGAAAACAGCGUGUCGAAUAUCGAAGUUAAAGACACUACGAAGGAUCCCUGGCGCGCUUCCUCGCAAACUAUCAGGCAGAACUCUAUCAGUUCGACGGAGAAACCAUGGAGAAGCACCAGUGCUUAUCAGCCAACUUCCACAAGAGAGACUUUGAGUCCUUACGACACCAGUUUUACUUACAAACAAGGAAAAGUGUUGUCUACCUUGGGUCCUUACGUUCCUUUUACCAAGAACUACGUGUAUUCCACAAUGACCACCACUCCGACACCGAAGUCACCGUCCACCGUGCCGUCUUAUACUCCUACUGCGAAUUAUCGUAUAACGGCGAGCAGCUUGAUACCCAAAGUUAAGUCGACAAGCGUCCCAGUCACGAGCAGACCCAAAGACAGAGCGACUUAUCUACCUGAAGCUAGUAGUAAACGACCGACAACAUUGGACGAUAGACCGUACAGCGAACGAGAACAUGCGCUCAGCAUGCUGCAUUCUCUUCAGGGUCUAGGGAACAGCCCGAACAGUCUGACUGAUUCCGACAAGAAAGACGUAUCUAAUAGAAAUCAUCUUUUCGCGCCUGGUCCGUCCACUUUGCAUUCGUUGGCUUUGUACUUUGCCACAGCAAGCGACAACUUCGAGUCCAACGAAACCGCCGAGUCAAACGCGAGCGUCGAGAAUCGCGAAGUCGAGAGUAGAGAAGGUGGUUCCCUGCUGAACUCAUCUGUCAUCCAGUUACCGACUAGUAUUCUCACACAACACACUAUUACAUCGUACGCCGAUCUGUUCAAUCUAAACAAUGCGCUUGAAGGUAACGCCACGAUGACCGAACUCGUUGCGGAAACUGACGAUGUUGGGAGUGAGAUCGACGAUGAUCUCGAUAUCGAACAAAGCGAAGGUCCGCUGAACGGCGCGAAGAGAUCGAACAGCACCAAACUGCGCGAACUGGCGCAGGUUUUCACUCACGCGCUUUCGGCGUACUUGCAGGAUCCGGACACCUUCAAGAAGGUGUUGACGGAGAUCAGACCUACCGAACCGCCGAUAACAACAACCGAAAGCGGUGAAUUCGAAACUACAACAUCAUAUUCGACCACUGCUGAGGAAUACUCGUCGGUGACCAAAGAGAAGGAUGAGGUUUUAGAUUUCUCGGACGACUCCGACGUUUCCAGGAGACGCAAACCGUCCACCCUAUUUCCGACCACUUUGCAGCCACCCACUACUUCUGACAGAUCUUAUUACACAACCACGUACGACGAAUACUACUCGACUACCGCGGGCCAGACCCGAAGACCGAUAUAUUUCCCAAGUUCGACGUUAUUACCGCCAAGCACUUCAUCGUACGAUUCGGGAGAGGAAUUGUCGACGCAGGGCGGCAACACCUUUGCCUUCGAAGUGAAUCGCGCUUUCACCACCACGGCAAACGACAUUCAGAAUUACGAAAGCGAUACGAGAGAUUCCACCGAUCUGUCGCCAGUUUACGACAAUUUCUUCCCAACAGACGAGGACGGGAAUCGAAAUAAGAUCAGUGACUUUCACAAUAACACCGCGAGAACAUUCCAACCAUACGGCAAGAAUGUGAAACCGCCCGACGCUACUCCCAUAACCAACUACGUGGCGUCAUCGACACCGGCGUCUUUUCAGCAUUCCGUAGGAACGACCUCGAAUACCGUUUGGGGCAGAGGUUCCGCCGGUGACAGACCUGUACAAAAUCUAACACCACCUCAUUAUCAACGUUUCGGUAACGUGAGAAGCUUCGAGGUGUCAAACAGCAUCGUACCGAGUCAGGCGUUGAGAUCGACGACACCUUUGUCGAGGAGCAAAUCUAAUAGCUACGAAACGAUCAGCAGCACUGUUCAACCUUUCAGAAUACGUUACUACGACACGACGACAACGGUGCCUGAACGAAAGACCAGUCCCGAGUCUCUCGUCACGGCUCGCAGUUCGUAUGUCAAAUACAGAAAUAGUUACAAUCACGCCGAGGCAAAUCGAGAAGAGAAUACUCGCAAGCCCGCAGGAGAGGUAACAACGUCGACGACUCGGGACACAGUUGGAACUCUGGAUCCUAUCACCGCAACCGUUACCAACGGCGAUGUCACUCCGUAUACCGCCACCGUUGCGCGCGCCACCUCCAGCAACCAACCGACCACCACGUCCGGCAGACAAUCCAACUUGCUGGGCAACGAUCACUGGACAUCUUCGCCCAUGGUCACUCAACUCUGGGAGACGACGGUGUUCGUGGAUCCUCGGCAUAUUAAUCACGGUCUGGAAUCGAGCGACGACAGCGUCAGCACACCAAUUACGGAGGCCAACGUGAGAGAGGAAUCGGAAUCCGCGACGGCAACCACUGCGAGAUCGCCAACAUUGUCAACCAACGAUCUGGACGAGGCGACGGAAGAUCAAGUUACCACCACCAGUACGCCGAGUCCUUGGCAGUGGGCACCAAACACUAAUGAUUCACCGGUGGCGUUCACUCUUCUACCAACCACGUUCUCGUCCGCGGAGAACACGGCUACACCGACUCCGAUUAUCACGACGCGAUCAAGCAUAACGACCACGAUCACUUCCUCGGUGACGUCAACUAAUACUCUUCGGGACAAUCUGUCCACCUUGUUGCCGUUUGCAGCGACCUCAGACAAUAUGCUGAAUACCACCGAAAAUGAGAUAAUCAAGGCGCAUGAGAUGUUUGGUAAAUUAAACGAGACGAGCACCAACACGCUGAUGCGCGUGAUGAAGCAAGCCGAUAGCAACGAGACGGUGAGGCAAUUGGUAUUGCUACUGAUCAGCCAUUGCAACGGACCCAGAAAUAAAACAAUGGAGCAGGAAAGAGAGCAGUUGUUGGAAGCUCUUCUAAGAAUGCCCGUUAACGAGUUCAGUUCCGAGGAAUCGAGGGAAAUUGUCGCCAGUAUUAAUAGAGUCAAUCUUCCUACCGGCAAAACACGAGUAGCUGCUUUAUCGAGCUCGACGACGGCAUCUCCUACGAAGGCUUCUCGAGGAUCGUCGGUGAGACCUACACCGUCUCAUCCGUCCAUCACGACGUUUCGUAGCAGAACAGGGCGAAGGUUCCGGACAACGACCGAGAGUGCCGCAAACAGUUUCGCCCGAAGAUCGGACGACGUUGUCCCGGACACGAACAAUUCUUUAUCGGAAGAUGAGAACACGGCGUCCGACAACCGAGCUCUCGAGCUUCUCAGAUCGCUCUACACGAUAGCCGCUAAGUGGGGCUGAGGAGCCCGACAAUCGACGACCGAUCGGAACUACGCGCACGUCCGCAAGACUCGCGAGAUGAAGAUCUCGCUGGAGCGCUAGAAGACGUACACAUCUGUUGAUUCGUCGAAGAUUAGUUUAGAUAGAUCGUUCCUCUGUCACUCGUCAUCAUUCCGAUUUAGCCUAAAUUUCUUGGGUGUCGAACUUUGAACUCGAUUCGGUUUUGAUCUCGGUCCGACAAAUCGACGCAGAGCGACGAAACAAAAUCUGAUCUUCUUUGAGAAAGAAAAACACGAUUGCGUUGCACUUUCUUGAAUAUGAUUUUAAGGUUCGAUAACGGAGCGGAUAAUUGUCCCGCUCUCUGCUAUUUAUUUUUAGGGGAAACGAAAUUCUUAUUUUAACAUUUUGUUGAAAAAAUGUGGGGAUUUGCGCUAAUAAUUUCGAUUUUGAGAAGGGGUCUUCUGCAAUCGAUAAUUAACGUUAACUAUAAAGAGUUCGAUUUAACUUAGGAUCGAGAUUGACACCUGCGCUCGCGGAUACUAAGUAGGUCAUCGUCAUAUAUACAGCGCAACCAGUUUCAGAUUUGUAAUUCGAGCAUCUCGGCUGUGCUUGGUAUCCGCGACCGAGCGUAACUCGUGUCGGUUAAUAUGCGGAGUCCCGAUCGAUCAUCGGUCGACAAAACAUCGCAAUAUAACAAUUAACCGGCUUUAAGUCCGAGGAUAAGAUUAUAUUAUGUAUUGUGCUCGCCGUCCUUCUUUAUUAAGAAUAAAAUAAUUACCGAUCGCCUCAUCGAAACAUCGGCAAAUGUUAUUUGCGAAAAAAAAGGCCUGCCAUAUUUCGUCCUUUCUGUUCGGUGACGCUUUGCGUGAAUGCUGUGUAUGAAUAUUUUUCGUUUAAUAAUUCUGUCAUUCUCUUUUAAUAACGUUUUAUUUUAAUGUGCAGUAAUAAAACUUAUAUAUUUUAACGUGCAAUAUAACAACUUUUUAAAAUACUUUUCUCACACAUACAAUACACGAAAUGUAAUUUCUUAAAAUAAGUUUUCGCGCGCGCGAUUAAUCGCAAUCACACAAUUACUCCGUGUGUUCAGUAUUUAUUGAAAAAAAAUUAUUUUAUUGUUAUAUAAAAAAAUAUAUAUUGUUAAA